AUGUUAGCUUUAACAACUGACAAUGAUGAAUGCAGAUUAGAUUUAAGAAUUUGUGUUAUUUCCAAAAUGAUUGCAAAAGAAUAUGUCGAUACAGAUUCAUUGGAUCAGUACCUGAAUGACAGUGAUUCUGGCGAUGAUAAUGGUUAUGGUCAUCGUGUUGGUGUUUCCGGUCAUCGCGGUCAUCGGCAUCACCACCCACGACACAUUCACAGGAAUAUUGUGCGUAAAACACAACCAAAACUAUUUCCAUGGAGUUUUCAUUUUAAUCGACCAAAAUCACAAGAAAUUUAUGUAUUCAAUACAGAACGUUAUAGUAAUUGGUCUGAUUGGAAAGAAUGCCUACCAAUGGAAUGUAUUGAAAUACGUUAUCGUAAAUGUUUAGAUGAUUCAUGGAAAACCGCAUCACCAAAUUUGAUUCAUACAACACGAUGUAUAUCAAAGUAUUAUGCAGAAAAACGUACAUGUUUAAAUAAAACACAAUGUAAUGAAUAUAGUAAGUUGUAA
Messenger RNA from Schistosoma turkestanicum, 504 nucleotides. The record is from the annotation of a GenBank genome assembly. NCBI's taxonomy places the organism in Eukaryota, Metazoa, Platyhelminthes, Trematoda, Strigeidida, Schistosomatidae.